UAUCCCAUGUGCGUUGUGCAGUGUAAGAAAACAGCCUAGCCUACACUCUUCACCAGACCUGUGGCACGAGGCACGAAUACUGAAUUCACACACGCACGCAUUGUUUGUACAACCGUUGUAAACAUGCCGAAAAAAGCAACAAAGAAGCAGACGGUCGCACAGCCUGCUGGCAAAAAAGGAAAAAAGGCACCAGCAAAAGCGCCGCCACCAGAAGAAAGUAGUAGUGAGGAAGAUGACAGCAGUGAAGAAGAGGAACAGGUUGUGCAAGUAAAGACCAAGAAAGCAAUGCCUGCCAAGCCUGUUAAAAAAACUGAAAGUAGUGAUGAAGACACCAGUGAGGAAGAGGAUGAUGAUGAUGCUGUUCCAGAGACAAAUGGAACAAAAGUAGUGGCUGCUGAUGAUGAUGACAGUAGCGAUGAUGACGAGGAAGCAGAGCAGCCUGCCAAAGGAAAAGGAGCAACCAAGAGGAAAGGGACAGUGGCACCAGUGCUAGUUUCGAAAAAGCAGAAAGUUAUUGCAGCCAAGGAGGAAAGCGAGGAAGACGAGGACAGUGAUGACGAUGACGACAGUGAAGAGGAUGAUGAGGACCAGUCAGCCAAGGCCAAUAAGAGGAAAAUGACAAAACAGGCAGCUAAAGAACCAGCAAAGAAAAAACAGAAAGCAAAAGAUGAAGAUAGUGAUGACGAGGAUGAGGAGGAAGACAGUGAUGAUGAGGAAGGCAGUGAUGAUGAGGACCAGCCAGCCGAGAAAGCUAAGCCAGCAGCAAAAAAACAGAAACUUAAUGAUUCACAGACAGAUGUCGAAGAAACAAUAACUCUAUUUAUUGGAGGUUUAGCAGCUGAUUCUACAGAGGAAGAAGUUCAGGAAUUCCUAUCUGAAAACGGGAUUGAAGUGUCAUCAGUGCGUAAACCUCCCAAGAAAAGGAAUGCAUUUGUGGACCUGCAAGAUUCAAAUGACUUGGACAAGGCAUUAGCCUUGAGUGGGUCAUCCUACAAUGGGUCUGACAUCACAGUGGAUAAAGCUAAACCAAGACAACCCAGAAAUGACCAGCAACAAUUUGGAGGCAACAAAUCAUUUAAUAGUUCCUUUGGAGGAAAUGAAGAUGACAGAGAUUCACGUACUUUGUUUGUUAAAGGAUUGCCAGAUGAUGUCACACAAGAUUCCCUUGGAACUGUUUUUGAAUCAGCUUCAGAUAUCCGAAUUCCCCAGAAAGAUGGCUAUCCGAAAGGGUUUGCAUUUGUUGAGUUUUCUGAUGCAAGUGCCAUGGAGGAAGCAAUGACGGAGAAACAAGGCGCCAAAUUAAGCGGAAGAUCACUGUACUUAGACUACAUGGGGAGCAAGAGUAACUUUAAGGCAAACCGAGGAGACAGAGGCGGGAGAGGAGACAGACGAGGAGGUCGGGGUUUUGGAGACAGAAGUUUUAAUGACAGACAUUCAAAUUCAGGUGCACGUGGUGAGACGAAGGUAUUGUUUAUCAAGAAUUUAAGCUAUGACACAGAUGAGUCCUCUCUGAGAGGUGUGUUUGAAGGUGCUUUAUCUGCACGGAUACCCACAUUCCCAGAUUCUGGUAAAUCGAAAGGGUUCGCUUUUGUUGAGUUUGGUUCCCCUGAUGAAGCAGCUAGUGCUUAUGAUACAAUGGCUGGAGAAACCAUCGAUGGAAGACAAGUGAGAAUUGACUUUGCAGCCGAGAAAAGUGGUGGUGGUGGCGGCGGCGGCGGAGGUCGUGGAGGCAGAGACUUUGGUCGCGGAUUUGGCCGUGGAAGGGGACGUGGAGGUGACCGUGGAAGAGGAAGAGGAGGCAGCCGUGGUGGAUUUAACAAAGCACGAGGCGGCAUUGUCCAAGGGGAAGGAAAAAAGAAAACUUUUGAUGACUCCGAUUAAAAAUCAAGCAUUUGUUUUAACCAACCGCAAAUAAAAAUCUGUCUGUAAGAGAAAACUUUUUACAGAACAGCUAGAAAAAUUCUCUUGUCCAAUUAUUUAAAAGUUCAGAAUUGGCCUCAACCAUAGUAUGUGUUAUUCCUGAAGAAGUAAAAUAUUUUGUACAUAGGGUAUACUUACAUUAAUGUUGCACAUCAAAUAGCAGUUUCACUUGGAGCACGAUUUAUACUGCGAUGAAAACCGGGGUGGGGGUCCUUCAUCUUUCUCCUCUCCGGUGAAUAAUACAAAUAAUUAUCAACGUAGAAUCAAAGCUGGAUUUUAAGUAGUAUGAACUGCAAAUUUUCAGAUAUUUGAGGUAUGCUAGCAAAAGGAGUUACUUCUUGGAUUUUAGCCCUAAAGACAUAGAUACAUGAAAUUUAUAGGUUGAGUUUUUGCCAUUCAUUAAUAUGAAUUGAUAAAAGACAAGAAGAACAAGGCAUCAGUUGAAAAUCAAUUUGACAGGUGUGUCAAUUUUGGCUUAUAUCUCCAUUCAUGGAUUGCAAGACGUGACUCAUUUGUCAGCCUGCCUCACAUUUGUGCUCGUGGGGGUCUUCUGUGUACCGGUAAUCAUUUACUCUGAAAGUCAUUUUUAUCCUACUUCUGUUGUAUCUGUAUCAUCUAUGAUACAUGUAGUAAAAUGUAAAGGAACAAAAUUGUGUACACGGUGCCUGUUUAUUUGGGAAAGCAAGAAGUAAAUAGAAGGUUGUAAACUUUACAACUUUGAAAAUUAUUCAAGGAGGCAGCUGUACAGUAAUAUUGUGUACCAUUUGUGAUGAACAAAGAUAAACAGGUCUGGACAUUAACACUUUUAUCAGGCUUUCCUCAAACUGGUAGAGUAAAUUGUUCAAAUUUCUUUUAUUACAUUAACACUUUCACUAAGGACUAAAAACGUUAAAUGUUUGGCCAUUUUCUUUCUCCAUGGCUGGCCGCCCAACACCAUAUGUAUUAGUAAUCAACAAAUUAAAUAUUAGCAAUCUUUAAAUACCGUACAGUAUAACAGGGAUAGGUCGAACACAGAAGACUCGAAAUUGUGCAUCCGUCAAACUGCCUGCGGUCCCGUAUUUUUUUUCUCUCCUUCUUUAUCUUUGUAAGAUAUCCCUUGAACUACCGAGGCCAGUCCUGACAAAUUUGAGCUGUUCGUGUUGUGCUGUAUGUAUUAUUAUAAUUCUAGCAAGUCUUUUUUCCUGGGAUGUAAUGGACAGGGUUUGUACGUUCAAGGAUGAAUGAAAUGUAAGCAAAAGCUUGAUGAAAUAGGGUCCCGGUGGGCUUGUCUUUUUAGAGUUACGGGAAGGGGAUGUUGUGACAUAUUUUCAAUUAUAAAAAUGUUUUAUAUCAUGACGAUUUUGUCACAUUCGUAAUGGUGGGUAGCCCUGUUUUUCAAUGGUGUCAACUUUUAGCAAAAAGCUCUUGUAUUAAGUUGUACAUUUGUUCAAUUAUGAUAUGUGUCAUGUCAUGGUGGAAUCAGGCGCUCGUCAAUUUUUGGUGUGGAGUUAUAGGUAUCUUCAUGAUGCCUCCAUUUGCCUUGCUUUUAAUGGAAAAAAAUGUCCAUUUGUCUUGGAUACAAGUCGAGAUAUUUGGCAAUUGAAGGAAGCAGAGGUCGCUUGGUUUCAGAGGUAUAAUUAGUGAGGAAAUGGCGGCCAAAGUUUAGUUAUUUCCUUAGCUUGAGAGUCCAUGGAAACUUAAAAAUUACAUCUUUCAUGCCGUUAAUGGUUUUUCAGUAAAAUCCACUCCGAAAUGAGUUCUUUCAUGAGCAUGAAAAGUAUAGAGCCAAAAUAUAAAAAUUCGAUAACAAUUCACAAAACCUACUGAAAAAUGCCAGUUUUUUCACUUUCAUUAUUUAGACGAGCGCCUGAUUUCACAACGCUGCCUCACAUAUAGGUGCAGCCACAUUUUACAUUUAUAUGGAUUGAGGCGUUCAACUUCAGUAACAUUUAUAUAAGAGUUUUAAAAGCUGUGCAUUGAACUUUAACUUUUGUCACAAAACUUUCGAUUUUAUAGAUAUGUCAUCAAUGCGUCUCCAUGGGACAUUGUUGUGUAAAAUGAUUUAUUUUCUCUUUUUUUGUAAAGACGCAAAUAAAAUCUAAACCUUAUUUCAUGAAA
Molecule: messenger RNA, 4017 nt
Organism: Aplysia californica (California sea hare)
Lineage: Eukaryota; Metazoa; Mollusca; Gastropoda; Aplysiida; Aplysiidae
Product: nucleolin
Exons: 15
Coding region: 124-1881 (585 amino acids)
Molecular function (GO): RNA binding
Source: RefSeq, a predicted model, not a curated record